Trifolium pratense (red clover) is the source of this 3258-nucleotide messenger RNA. RefSeq names its product general transcription factor 3C polypeptide 3-like. The transcript has 18 exons. The record is from RefSeq and is a predicted model, not a curated record. NCBI's taxonomy places the organism in Eukaryota, Viridiplantae, Streptophyta, Magnoliopsida, Fabales, Fabaceae. Bases 235 to 3027 code for a protein of 930 amino acids. Gene Ontology annotation, biological process: transcription by RNA polymerase III. Gene Ontology annotation, cellular component: transcription factor TFIIIC complex. Gene Ontology annotation, molecular function: protein binding.
GAGAUUAGUCGUGGGAAAUAAAAUUAAAAUAUCCUGACAAAAAAAAAAUUGAAGAGUGAAAACACGUUUCAGUAGUCAAGACGAAACUGUGGCGCUGCCGCCCUAUCAGCACCUUUUUGAAAGCUCCCCACCGCGCCCUUCACGGCCCACUCCUCUUCCCGAGACACAAACCGCCGCUUAUAAAUAACCCUAAAAAGAGCCAAAUUCGAAAAAAAGUACCAAAAACUCAACAGAAUGGACGUGAUUGAUCAGAACCAAGAGGAGGAUCCUCCAAUGGCGAUAGAAGACAGUGACAAUGCAAUCGAAGACGACGUGGAAGAUGAUGAUGAUGGAGAAGACGAAGAAAAUGCUUCAGAGAAUGAAGAAGAAGGAGAAAAAGAUACAGUUGUGGAUGAAGAUCAGUUCAUGUUUAGAGAAGGAACGAAUCCUUUAGAUUUAAUACAUAACAAUGAUUCCGGUAUUCAAUUGUACCAGAGAUUACAACAGUACGAAGCUGAAGCUAACAAAAAGCGAAAAGCACCCGAAGAACAAUGCCACCGUGAAGGGACUUCUUCUAAGAAGGCAAGGGAAGAUGAUACUUCUAGUGUAUGCCUAGCUGAUAUGGUGGUAUACAUGAAUUUUGAACAGGGCAAGAGAUCAAAAAGGAAGCGGUCUAAAAAAAGAGGUAGGCAAAAAGGAUCAAAGAAGAAAAUUGACGAAAAGCUAUCGCAAAUGUUGGGUGAUGCCUACCUUCACUAUGCAAAUCGACGUUAUGAGACGGCUAUAUCUGUAUUACAUGAAGUUGUCAGGCUGGAAUCAAAUUUACCUGAGUCGUAUCACACACUUGGACUUGUCUACAAUGCAAUUGGGGAUUACGAAAAAGAAAUGGGUUUUUACAUGAUUGCUGCUCAUUUGACUCCAAAAGAUUCAUCGCUUUGGAAAAGGCUCUUUGCGUGGUCCAUAGAACAAGGUGAUAUUGGUCAAGCCAAUUAUUGCAUUUCAAAAGCCAUAAAAGCAGACCCCGAAGAUAGUACUCUUAGAAGUUAUCGAGCAAGGCUUCUUGCUGAAAGCCAAGAUUAUCCAAAAGCUGCUGCAGCAUAUGAACAAGUAUAUCAACUUCAUCGUGAAAAUGUUGAUGCACUAAAAGCAGCAGCUAAGUUCUACCAAAAAUGUGGUCAAGUUGAACGCUCAAUUUCCAUUCUUGAAGACGAUCUGAAGAGUAAACCAGAUGGAGUAAAUGCAAGUGUAGUUGAUCUACUUAGUGCCAUAUUGAUGGAAAUGAAGGCACACGACAGAGCUCUUCAGUACAUAGAACAAUCUCAAGUGGACGGAAAAGAAUUGCCCUUAAAUUUGAAAGCCAAAGCUGGAAUCUGCCAUGUUCAUCUUGGAAACUUGGAAAUGGCUGAGGUUUUCUUUAAUGAUUUGAAAUCAGAGAAUGCAAGCAAGCAUGUUGAGUUGAUCACCGAAGUUGCAGACUCAUUAAUGGGUCUUGGACAUUAUAAUUCUGCAUUGAAGUAUUUUAAGAUGCUGGAUGGAAAUAGUAAACAAGAAACUGGUCUUUUGUAUUUGAAAAUUGCUAGAUGUUAUCAAUCCUUGGGAGAAAGGAAACAAGCAAUUAUCUAUUUUUACAAAGCCCUAGAAACACUACAAGAUGAUGUUGAAGCGCGCAUAAGUUUGGCAUCCCUGCUAGUUGAGGAAGGGCAAGAAAAUGAAGCCAUUUCCUUGCUAUCUCCUCCAAAGGAUUCUGACUCUGGUGAGGCACAUUCUGAAAAGUCAAAUAGAUGGUGGGUUGAUGUGAGAAUAAAACUUAAGCUCUGUAACAUAUUUCAGACUAGAGGGAUGCUUAAUGAUUUUGUGGAUGUAAGUUUCCCUUUGGUACAUGAAUCACUGCGUGUUGCAACUCCUAGACGGAAGAGCAAAUCAGGCAAAUCAGGCAAAUCACACAGGCGCCUCCCCAAAAGUGUUCUGGUUGAAAGGGCAAGUGUACGGGAAGGUCCAAAAACAAAUAGCGUGUUUCAUGGAUUCAGGCCCCCAGCUCCUACAUCUGAUCUGUUGAAAGCUGCCAGGGCAAAAAAGUUGCUCGAGAAAAAGGCAAGUGAAAAGGAGAAAAAAAAAGCCGAGGCAGAGGCCUCUGGAAUUGACUGGUUAAGUGAUGAUUCAGAUGAUGAGCCUCAGAUACAAAACACGGAAUCUCCCUUGUGUAAUCUUCACAAAGAUGAAAAAUAUCACCAGCUAAUCAUUGAUUUGUGCAAUGCAUUAGCAUCCUUACAAAGGUAUGGGGAAGCAUUGGAGAUUAUCAAUCUCACUCGACAUACUUCUCUGUCUGCUGAGAAGAAUGAGAAGCUUCUAUCUCUUGGAACUCAAAUGGCAUACAACACCACAGAUCCUAAACAAGGUUUUGUUUGUGUAAAACACAAUGUUCUAGAACAUGCACAGAGUGUUGCUGCUUGGAAUUCCUACUACAAGGUCAUAUCAAGAUUGGAAAACCGAGAUACAAGACACGACAAAUUUUUACGUAAUAUGCAAGGAAAAUUCGUAGAUUGUGUGCCUCCUAUCCUCAUUUCUGCGCAUCAGUUUACUGUAUGUAGCCAUCAUCAAGAUGCAGCAAGGAAAUACCUUGAAGCUUAUAAACUUUUGCCCGAGAAUCCAUUGGUUAAUCUUUGUGUUGGAACGGCCUUGAUCAACUUGGCACUGGGUUUCAGACUUCAAAAUAAGCAUCAGUGUGUUGUACAAGGUUUAGCAUUCCUCUACAAUAAUUUGAAGAUCUGUGCAAACAGCCAGGAAUCUUUAUUCAACAUAGCUCGGGCAUACCAUCAUGUUGGUCUUAUAACACUGGCAGCAAUAUAUUAUGAGAAGGUGAUUGCUAUGAGCGAAAAAGACUAUCCAAUUCCAACACUUCCGAACGAGAAAAUUGAUGUCAUUGAAAAUCAUAAACCUGGUUACUGCAACCUUCGCAGAGAGGCAGCUUACAAUCUGCAUUUAAUCUACAAAAGAAGUGGGGCUCUUGAUCUUGCUAGGCAAGUUCUGAAAGAUCACUGUUCCGUUUGAGAUUGCACGAUCCUUACAAACUGCACAUCAUCUUCAGGGUUUUAUAUGGAAUUCUAUUAUGUAUUCACAAAAUUAGAUACAUGUAGUGCUGCAAUAUUUUUUUUUUUUUUGUUGCUAUAUGCAAUAUAUUUAUUUAGUAUAUGGUCUCUGCUUCAGGGCUAUAAUAACAGUAUUAUUGCUAUUAAGUUUCAGUUUAGUUAAUCGGUAUUUAUACUCAUUAAUUUUCUCCCA